Ceutorhynchus assimilis (cabbage seed weevil) is the source of this 2333-nucleotide messenger RNA. The record is from the annotation of a GenBank genome assembly. Lineage: Eukaryota; Metazoa; Arthropoda; Insecta; Coleoptera; Curculionidae.
CUAUUGUCGCCACUGUAUGUAAAGGUUUAUUUAGCCACUGUAAGUAAAACCAAACCAAGUAUGCAUAAAGUAAAAGCCCUCGGACCUGUAGUGCAAACAGCCUAAGUCAAGGCGAGAAAGUACAUGGUUAUUACGUCACAACUGGUGAUGUGGGGGGCUUCAGAUUUGUUCCACACAGGCCUUAUGAGGAUAGGCUAUUCUGUAGUAGUAUUGUGUAUUAUCCUUGCCAACAAUCCACUAGUACUUGUCAGUUGUCAUACAUUCCAGUCAAAAUCGUCAACUGAUAAAAAUCAAUAAUGGCGACGCAGUUUUUCUGUAAAAGUUUAUGAUAACCAAAACAAAACAAAUAUUUGAUAUUAGAAGCGAAAAUGUGAUUUUCCUUCGAAAGUAAUAAUUUGUAAUUGUGACGCAAUAAUGGCUACGUCGUCCGAAAACAGCGCGCCAGACAAAGCGUGGAUAGAAUUUUGCGAGAGACAUGCCUCGGCUGCUGCACAGGAUUUUUCGAAAAGUUGUCACAACUACAUAAAUAUGUGUUUGCCGGAGAACGCGAGGCACCUGGUCAACCACAAGGAUCUCAUGAAGAAGUUUCUUGAGUUUUUCAAGGAGGAAUUCGACAGGGACUUUAGCAGGAGACAGUUGGGUGGUACCAAGUGUACGAAUGGUGUUGCCAGUCUUGCCAGCAACGAGGAUAGCUUCGACAUCGAAGAUGGGAGUCCCAAAAUGAGUCACAAACCUUUCUUUAGACGAUUAAGCUUCAAGAUGCUCAGAAAAAGCAAGGACCUUUUUCACAAACAUUCCGACGAAGAUUCGAUCACUCACAAUAAAACUAAACUAGCCAAAAUUGUGGUGGAGUGUCGUAAAGAGGGCAUUGUCAAUUAUUCAACCCCAGAAUGUUUGGAUCAACCGUCAGGACCGCCUAAAUGGGAAAGAUGUAGAUUACAGUUGGUCAAAGCGACAGGUGGUUAUAUGUUGGAAUUUUAUUCUCCACCUAAAAAUCCCAAACCUCGAAGUGGUGUCUUCUGCGCUCUUAUAACAGAAGCAAGGGAGACUACUGCUUUAGAAAUGCCUGAUCAUGAGAACACUUUUGUUCUAAAAGCCAGCAAUAAUAUGGAAUUUGUUAUAGAAGCUCAUGAUACAGAUGAUAUGAGGUCUUGGUUAGCAACUAUAAAAUAUUGUAUGAGGCUAGGCCCUGGGGCAAGCGAAGCAGGAGGCAUAACUGAUUAUCAAUCAAAUAAUGCUCCCGAUUUACCACCGAGGCACGCUGCCGGAGCUAGUAGCAGAUUGUCUUCUAGUUCAAAUUUUGAUAUUUGUCCUAGCGGAGAUACACACAAUACAGAAUCAGACAUUGGCCAGACGUUAAAGAAGGAGCUUUGGUUUCAUGGCAUGUUGCCUCGAUCGGAAGCUACUCAGCAAGUUUUACACGACGGUGCUGGUGGGCAUGGCAGGUUUUUGGUUAGGCAAAGUGAAACGCGGACAGGAGAAUUUGUUUUGACAUUUAAUUUUCAGGGUAGAGCAAAGCAUCUUCGAAUGACAAUAAACGAACACGGGCAGUGUCGGCUGCAGCAUUAUUGGUUCGCCUCCAUCUAUGAGAUGUUGGAGAAUUUUCGCACCCAUCCAAUACCUUUGGAAAGUGGUGGAAAUUCCGAUGUUACCUUGACGGAUUAUAUUUUAAAUCCCAAUGCAAGGCAACAGUUGCAACACUCCGGCACCCGUAGUGCUGUUCCCUCGCCCAAUAACACUCUGGUGGCAGGCCAAGGAACUUCGGCAAAUGGAAGUUCGGACGCUGCUGGAGCGACGCGACGCGCCCCCCUUCCCGUCCCGGAAGUUAGACAAGUCGUGGCACACAACGGCAGUAUACGUAGUCAAGACGCUUUGGCAGAACAACACAUUGAAACGCCAAACAGGGCAGUGGAAAACCAAUACAGUUUCGUUUGAAACAUUUUCACCCUUUUUAUGUAAUUGAGGCAACAAUAUCAUCAGAGUUCCGGAUAGUUGUUUAUUGUUCAGACGUAAAAGAACAGAGCUAAUUUUUAGGUAUUUUCACAAUAAUUUUGUAAAUGCAAUAAAACCUUUUUUUUUUUGUUGAGGAAGCAAGAAUACCCUAAAACAAGGGAAAAAAGUAUACACACAUUUAGGUCAAUUUUUUAUCUACCAUAAUUGAUGGCUGGUACAUAUUAAAGCUCAAGCCAAGUUCCCCAUCUCUGUUCUUGAAAAUUAUACCAAUUUGUUCAUUUUAUAUCUCCACCUUAUAAUCAAAAAUAAUGUGCAGUGUCUGUAUCUUCGUCAUUCCAGCGUGAAAGAGCUAUUUUUGAAUGUAAUUAUUAUUGUGUAUG